This is a messenger RNA of Tribolium castaneum (red flour beetle), 1047 nucleotides long. RefSeq names its product KDEL receptor (gene KdelR). Lineage: Eukaryota; Metazoa; Arthropoda; Insecta; Coleoptera; Tenebrionidae. Gene Ontology annotation, cellular component: membrane; endoplasmic reticulum; cis-Golgi network. The record is from RefSeq and is a predicted model, not a curated record. Gene Ontology annotation, biological process: endoplasmic reticulum to Golgi vesicle-mediated transport; protein retention in ER lumen. The coding region runs from base 90 to 728 and encodes 212 amino acids. The transcript is spliced from 4 exons. Gene Ontology annotation, molecular function: ER lumen protein retrieval receptor activity.
AGCGCCAUCAUGUGUCUAGUUUUUGUAAACAGCCACGUCACUCGAGUUGAGUUGUUUGUCGUGUAUUUUCUCACGAAAUUACUUAAAAUAUGAACAUUUUUCGUUUAACUGGAGAUUUGGCCCAUCUCCUAGCCAUAAUAAUUCUUUUGUUAAAAAUCUGGAAGACAAGGUCGUGUGCAGGUAUUUCCGGCAAGAGCCAAAUCCUUUUCGCUAUAGUAUAUACCACUAGAUACUUGGAUUUGGUAACAACUUAUGUCUCAGCUUACAACACUCUAAUGAAGAUUUUCUUCCUUGGUUCAUCGUUUGCAACUGUUUACUUGAUUUAUGUCAAGUUUAAGGCCACUUAUGAUCACAACCAUGACACUUUUCGAAUCGAGUUUCUCAUUUUGCCAGCUGUCAUUUUGGCUCUUUUGAUAAAUCACGCAUUUACGCCUCUUGAAAUUCUCUGGACUUUUAGUAUUUAUUUAGAAUCGGUGGCUAUUUUGCCCCAACUGUUUAUGGUCAGUAAGACUGGUGAAGCUGAAAGUAUUACUUCUCACUACUUGUUUGCAUUGGGCUCCUAUAGGGGGCUGUACAUUCUGAAUUGGAUCUAUCGUUAUGCAAUGGAGAGCCAUUACGAUUUAAUUGCUAUAGUUGCAGGAAUUGUGCAGACGGUUCUUUAUUGUGACUUUUUCUAUCUCUAUAUUACUAAAGUUCUCAAAGGCAAAAAGUUACAAUUGCCAGCUUAAAGGUUUUUUUUUGUACAAACGAGAUGUUGUAUUAUUUUUCCCUGAAAUAAAUAUUGUUUUAAGUGAGUUUUUCAUGUUGGUUUUACUUUUUCUGCAUGAUGAUGGAAUUAAACCAGAAAUUUUGUCAUUCUGUGAUUUGUUUAUAAAUUGCUUGAAUGGAAUUGUAUUUGUAUGAAAAAAGCCAUGUUGUAACCUCUUUUUAUCAGAACCUUGUAAAUAGUUAGUAGACAACCAAAUUUUACAAUAGUUAUUCCCAUUGUAAUUGAUUUUUGCUGCCGACUUUAAAUGUAAUUUUAUGUAAUAAAUUUUAUUCGAUUUU